Messenger RNA from Scheffersomyces stipitis CBS 6054, 4281 nucleotides. It is a transcript of the gene MDS3, whose product is annotated as Mds3p. Gene Ontology annotation, molecular function: protein binding. The transcript has 5 exons. Gene Ontology annotation, biological process: cell redox homeostasis. The annotation marks the transcript as partial. Lineage: Eukaryota; Fungi; Ascomycota; Pichiomycetes; Serinales; Debaryomycetaceae. Gene Ontology annotation, cellular component: mitochondrion; cytosol. The record is from RefSeq and is a predicted model, not a curated record.
AUGAGUACUCUCAUUCCCACUUCAAGUGCUUGCCACAAUCUUCAACUUCCUCAUACAGAGAAAGACGAUAGACUCAAUCUCAAUGUCAGAACAGGAUCCUCGUCGACUUUGUAUAACUCACUCGUAUUGACCUCAGGUGGGUUGACCAUAGGCUUGGAACUCGGAGACACAACUAUUGAAGAGAUCUACACUACUUUCCGUCAAAAGGUCUCCAGCUCUGUAAUGAAGUUUAAGUCUCUUGAUAAAUAUUUAUCAGGAGAGCUCUUCUAUCUUAGUCUUAUAGACAAGGUCUGGAGCAGAGUUCCAUACAAUAGAGAUACAGAUGGACCACGACCUAAACCUCGUCUUUUCCACCAAAUUUGUGCUCUCAACAACUGCGUCUAUCUUUUUGGAGGAUUGGUGAUCCCAGAAGACGCAAAUCCCACCAGCGAAGAUGAUACCACUAUCAAAGACUUUUUGGUUCCAUGUAACGAUUUGUGGCUGUUCAAUUUGGAGCUGAACAAAUGGAGACUUUUAAGCGAUGGAUCUGAGUAUGAAACGAAUCGAGCUAUACCUCAACCUCGGUUCAACCACAAAAUGACGACUAUCAACAGUCUUUCGUUUGUGAAUAAAAAAGACCAUUACGGAAUUUUCAUUGCUGGAGGAAAGGAUGGAAACUCCAAUCCCAUCUAUGACAAUGCUGUCUUCGAUUUGGUGGAAAACAAAUACGUAGGCUCUGAACCCAUCAAGUUGAAGACAACUACAGGCAACGUUGAAAAGGAUUCCAAGCUGGGUUUGGACAAUAUUGUAGCCAAUGACAAGCACGAGUUGAAUGUCGACUACAACAACAGCAUGAUAGUGACUUUCACAGAGGAUAUCGACCACCAGCAUCACCAGCAGAUCAACGACAAGGGCAAAAUCCAUCAUGAAUACAGAAAAUCAACAUCGCAAGAACAGUCGUUCAUCAUCUAUACUCCGACUAUAGACAAAUCACAAGAUCAGAAUAACAAUCCAUUGGUCUCCUUCCGUGCUGGAAGAAAAAUUCACAAUGGAAAGCCGCUUCCCAUGCAUCGCAAAAAAUUAUUCACCAAUGGACAAAACAGCGAGGGCCCUACUAUUGACAGACGAGGAUUGAACCAUACCAUUCCCUUUAAUCUUAGAUAUCCCACUGGUGGGUUAUUUGGGCAAAAUAUCGUCAUCACUGGGUUCUUGCCAGGAGAUUUUGACAUUUCCAUUUUCAUCUACAACAAGCCUACGGGCAAAUGGUCGCGAUUGAAUAUCUUCUGCAAUCAUGACUAUGGUUCUCACAGAUUCUGGGGAGGUUUUGCCUGGCAGUCGCAUCACAAGGUUGUCCUCAUUGGUAACUACUUGACAUCUCGGACUACUAGCAGUAUUCGUUUCUUCACUGUGAUGAUAACUGUAAGUCUACCCAUCACGAACAUACUAGCUAGUUCUGAACUUGCUGGUGGCCACCAUCAUGGACCUGAUGGAAGAAGGAUUCCUCACCGUAGAGUCAGAUUGAGUAAUGCCAGUGAGAAUGCCUCCAAUCGUAAAAAUAUCGAAGAAGAAUUGAGUGAUGAUUCUUCGCCAGAAGUACUCACAGAAGAAGAGUUUCUCAAGAAAACGUCUGAUAGAAGACCCUCGUCGAUAUCCCAGGCUAGCGACAAGACUUCUCCCACAGCUAUAAGUUUCAGUGAAUAUGUUCAUUACGCUGCUCCAAAGACGAACUUCACAAGCAUUCGAUCGGUAUUUCCUCCUGCUGCUAUCACGUUAGGUCGGAAUGCUUUUGACAGGUACGGAGACUUGAUUUCAGACUUUGAGUUGGUGUCGUGCAAUGGGGAUCGUAUUCCAGUUUCGUUGAUUGUAUUGAUGGAAAGGUGGGGUAGAUAUUUCAUCCAACUUUUGGCAAGAGGCUAUGUGUCUGCUGUAGAUAAGUUUGAGUCUGACCAGGCUCUAGGCGUAUACAACUCCGACAAACAGAGAUUGAGAACGUCCAAGAGUGGUGGCAGCGGCAAAACAAAUAAAGAACCGUCUAAUCCCUUGGAACAGAAUGAAUCUGAAGCUUCACCAGAAGCUAUUCCUCGUAAGGAUUCCGUUAGUUCCUUUUCCAGUAGUAAUUCCUUGCUUGCCUCUCAACUUCAGGAUAUUCCGCCACAAUUGCCUCUACCAUCUGACCAGAUUCCAGGCAUACCUGCAGCUCCUGCCUCGUUCAAGAGUAGCACUUCUCGUAAAGGGUCACAGGAUCUUGGAUCACCAAGAGCUUCUUUGAUCCAUACCUUGACUGCGUUGAGAAAUAUUCCUAUCUCCAAGUCUCCUCGUGAGUCUCCAUUCGCAUCUCCAAGAGCUUCUGUAUCUGCUCAAGGAGCUUCCGUUGUUGGAGGAGGUGACUUGUACAGUUCUCCAGUUCCUAACUUACGUCCUGGUCGUUUCAGUCCCACGCUGGAGGUGAUGGGACGUUCCAAGUCUAUUGACUAUUCGUUGAGUGCGUUCAAUGAAGAAUCGGCAGAACAAGGGAACAAGACCGAACCCAGCCAAGAGAUGGAAAGAGAACAAAAGAACGCAUCGUUGUCAUCGACCCACUCUGAAGCACUUUCUGCUACCUCUUCUGGAAGAGACAGCAAUGAUGAUGAUUUUUCAGGAGCUUCUGAAGCGGAUUUGUUGAGUCAAGCAUGCAAGGCUGCUAAGGAAAGUCAUGGAAUGUUUGAUAAUGCUUUGCUCAACUUUGAGAACUUAGAUGCUGCCACGUUCACCAUGGAGCCAUCCUUGAUUCCCAGAAAGUUGUAUGUCCCUUUCCCUUCAAUAACGUUGAAGGGUUUCUGUGAAUACUUAUACACUGGACAGGUUGGAAACAAGUGGCUCCUCGUUCCCACGACCUUGGACAAUUUGUUAAUGUCCAAAUUCUUCAAAGUUCCGUUAUUGUACGAUUUGAUCAGUGAGGUUUUGUUUGGUAUUAUUGGCAGAAAAGAAGCUUAUAUCGUCAAGGAAGGUAACAGAUUGAAGAGAAAGUACUUCAAUGCACUUGAGGAGAUGGGAAAAUCGUAUGAUAAUUCCUUUAAGUUCCCUUUGAAUGAAUACGAAGGAUUCAUGGAUACAGUGGACGACGGGUAUUUAGAUAUUGCCUUGUUGAAAAAGACUUCUAAGACUCAUCAGAGUAGUUCUGUUGUUUCAAUGUCUAGAAGAAGAAGAUACCAAGCGGAACAUGGUAAUUCUCGUCGUCCUUCGACAGCAACAGAGUUGACUGAACCUGAUGAAGAGGCUGAAGAUGAAAAUGAAGUUGACGAUGAGAAAGAGAAAGAGAAAGAAGAAUCACAAGGAUCUAAUCUUCAUAGCGAGUCGGCUGAAGACUCGUCUGAUAGAAAAACUACUUCUACUAGUGAAGAUGAUGGAAUCGAAUUAGGAUUCUUGAAUGUUCACGAGCGAAAUUCCACUACUGUAGGACCGCGCUCUAAGUCGGUAUUUGACAGAUCCAACACUGUAUACAACGAUUUCUUCCAGCACGCCUAUGAACAGGCACAUGCUGGAGAUGACAAUGGCGAGAAGGCAGUAGGUCUCACCAUUGAGCAAUUGGUCAGCCCAGAUUCUGAUAUACCAAAUGACUAUGUAAUUGAUUUGGUAUAUGAAGCAUCGUCGAUUGUGACGGAUUUGAAGUUGAUGUUGAGAGCAGCCAACGUCAGAUUGAUGAACAAGAUAUUGAACCAAAGUAGAGUUGAAGUUGAAGCCGAAAUAGAGAGGUUGAAAAACAGCCAAAUGGAAUCUGAUUUGGAAGAUAGUGACGACGGUGGCAUUUCUACCUCCAAAGCGAACGAUAACUUUGUUGCACCAAAAGCACAUACUAGUGUCAGUGCUACCCAUAUGGACUUAAAUCCGUCAACUUCUGCAUCUUCGUUGGUUUCUUCGGGUCUGCUGAAGGCUCCGAAGGAUUUGGAGAAGAUGAAGUCGAAUAUCAGUUUCCGAACUGUAGGCUCUCUUACGCCGUUCAAGCACAGCAAGACUGAAAAUAAGAUAGGCGGUAAUAAGGACAUUGACAAGCGCUUCUCCAAGCUCAUGAAGAAGGACGAGAAGUUGAGAACAAAGGAAGGCUUGCUCAAGAAAAAGGUAAUGUCGAAAAGUUCGACAAGCUUGAAUGAAAUUGGCCAAUCCACCGCUUCGUCAAUAAUGUCGAAGAGUACAACGCAACCCAAGAAGCACCAUGGUUUGUUCCAUCGCAGCCACAAGAAGAAAGACACAGAUGAUUCUUCGUUAGAAUCUACAAAAUUAAGCAGAACACAGUCUACAACUGCCAGUAUAGAAUCCGCACACAGC